Astyanax mexicanus (Mexican tetra) is the source of this 4161-nucleotide messenger RNA. RefSeq names its product ATPase Na+/K+ transporting subunit beta 4 (gene atp1b4). Gene Ontology annotation, cellular component: sodium:potassium-exchanging ATPase complex; nuclear inner membrane. The record is from RefSeq and is a predicted model, not a curated record. The transcript has 9 exons. Bases 209 to 1258 code for a protein of 349 amino acids. NCBI's taxonomy places the organism in Eukaryota, Metazoa, Chordata, Actinopteri, Characiformes, Acestrorhamphidae. Gene Ontology annotation, biological process: potassium ion transport; sodium ion transport; regulation of DNA-templated transcription.
CCACGUUUCUCUCCCAACCCCCCACUCUGUCGCUUCAGCUCAGCCCCAUUCAGUAGGAUGCUCUCCCUGUAGCAGGAGCCUCUCCGUCCCGCCGCGGUGAAGCUCAUGAACCUUCAGCAGACCAGCUCCAACUCAGCCACGAUAACCUGCAGAGGAACCGCCGUCCAGAGACCAUCCGCUACUUUUUCACACUUUUGGGUGAAGCAUCAUGGAGGCUGAGGGCACUGCGGGGGGCGCUGCCGAGCCCAACAUGGAACUCUUAGCACCCAAAGCGCGUGCCGGGUCACUGCACAAGCACUGCCACGAGCUGGCCGAAGCCCUGGAGGUGGAACAAGAAGGUCUGGUGGAGCAUCAGCCUCUGGAGCAGGACGACUUCAACUUCGAGAAAUGGAAACCCAAGCCAAUCCCCAAGAGGACGCUGCACGAGAAAAUCGACGACCUAAAAACGUACCUGUGGAACCCCGAGACCAAGGAGUUCAUGGGCCGCUCGGGGAAGAGCUGGAGCCUCAUUCUUUUCUUCUACUCAGCAUUGUACAUCUUCCUGGCGGCCAUGUUUGGUGGCUGCAUGUGCUGCCUGAUGUGGUCCAUCAGUCCCUACACCCCAACCUACAAUGACAGGGUGAUGCCUCCAGGGAUGAACAUGAUUCCACAUAUGCACAAUGUUCAUGGACUGGACAUCACCUUCAACGCGUCUGAUCGCAGCUCGUGGAAGAAGUAUGCACGAGCCCUGGAUUCUCAGCUUAAACCCUAUGACGAUGCAGUUCAGGAGAGGCGUAACAUUGCAUGCAAGCAGGAUGCAUAUUUCAUGCAGGAUGAUCUGGAAGAGAGCGCUGAGAGGAAAGCCUGCCAGUUCAAGAGGUCCUCGCUGGGCCCGUGUUCCGGCAUGCAGGACAGGGACUAUGGCUACUCUCAGGGAAAGCCCUGCAUCCUCCUCAAAAUGAACCGGAUUCUGGGGUAUUUACCUGGUCAGGGUACUCCGGUGAAUGUUGCAUGUGUGGUUAAAAAAGGGACGGAGGACAGUCUUGGGACUGUUGUCUUCUAUCCAAAAAACAUUUUCAACUUAAUGUAUUAUCCUUACUACGGGAAGCUCAGACAUGUAAACUACAGCUCUCCACUGAUAGCCGCCCACUUUACUAGUCUCCAUGUCGACACCCAUCUACAUGUUCAAUGUAAGCUAAAUGGGAAGGGUAUCAUCAAUGAUUCACCUACUGACCGCUACCUGGGCAGCGUGUCCUUCUAUCUAGAAGUGGGAGCGUAGUGCUGGAGCAGGCCUGCAGUGUACAUUAUACAUUACGGUUACAUUAGUUCCAGUGUACGUCCGUUCCUCUGUGCCUUCCACUUGAAUUUAAUGCAGCGUUAUUGCAUGCAGUGUACUUGCCCUCGCACGGAACGCUCCAGCAGGCUAGUGUAGUUAAACCUAAGAGCAAACACUGCCGUUACUGAAUAUAAUAUCUAGAGUUUUCUCUUUUUUGGGGGGGGAGGAGGGGGAAGAAGAUUUUAUUUCAUCACGAUUAAUAUUUUCUAGAUUAGUCAAUAACUGUAAAUGUAGUUGGUUUGAGAUGCAGAUAUUUACACUGUACAGGGUGGAGUGUGCCUCGCCUCACUUUACUGUAGGAGAUUAACUCGUGAGUCGCUGCCUUCAGUCACUGGUACAUACAGUAACAUUAGCUGAAUGUGUGUAACUGUAAAUGAUGAACAGUAGGAGAUCUGUGUUGAGUUUUAUGUGACAGCGACUCCUUUGUGCUUCUUUUGUAAAAAUUUACAGGCGUUUUUCUGUCAGACCAUACAUAUAUGCAUACAUACAUAUAUACAUACAUACUGUCAGUACAAGGGUUAAUCUUGUUUAAUGGAUUCAUUUGAUCUCUUUUAUUGUAAAAAUAUAUAUCAAUAAAUAAAGAAAUAAAACAAAAAAGACGUUAAAAAGAGAAAAGAUACUUAUGUAAAUUACUUUACCACCAUUAUUAAUGGGUGCGAUGAGUUAAAUGUUAAAAAAGUCAUGUCCAGUUGGAUCUACCCAAAGUUACAUUAAUACAGUAUAUAUUGAUAUGCAAGGUCAGUGUCAGUUCAACUUUUAUCAGUUCAAAUUUCUGGGGGUUUCAGGCUUAAUUCAAAAAUUAGAAAAAAAAAAUUACUAGGUAAAAAAAGGUGUUUAAAUAAUUCUUUGUUGAUAUAAUAAAACAAGAAAUUGACUUUCAUUUGUUUUUCCUAUUUUCUAUUUUUUUUCUCCCUGAAUCUGAAUCUGAAAGUGAAUCUGACCUUUACUUAAUUUUCUGUUUUUCUCCCCAAAAUCUGAAAGUACAAUCCAACCUACUUUUAUAGCAAAAUGCAAAUAUGGAAAACUAGUAAUUAACUAAGUAAGAUUUAUUUAUAAAGCACUUUUUAAACAACUUGGAUUAAACAAGGUGCUCUACAUCAAAGAUAAAACCCAAAACAGGCAAGUACAAAAAGAAAAAUACAUGCAUAAUAAAACAUAUGAAACCAAUAAGCUCGACAGCAAGAAAUAAAGCAUGAGAAAGAAAACAUUAAACAUUGAAAAUAAUUAAUAUUACCACAGUUUUCAGACCUAAUACAAAAAAUAAAACCUAAAAUUCAUGUGAAAAUAAACAGGAACUUGUACCAAGUUUAUACCUACUUAUAAAAUUCAAAUUUAGCCUGAAACAGUCCUAAAACUGAACUGAUAAACAUUACACUGAUCAUGCUUCAUAUGAAUACAUCCUUCUGAGAAUCUUGGACCUAGUGAAGUGAAGCAUCCUUUAUAAUCUUUCUAUAAUCAUUUUAAAUUCUACUUGCUGCUUUUACAAUUUAUGGCAACAAGAGUUUCUGUUUCUACCAGUAUACUUAAAAAAUCUAAAAAAACUAAACAUUAACACUUUUUCUGGGUCUCAGGAGGAUUUAUUAAGAUAAAAUAUUGACAUUGGAAUAUAUUAAUAUGUACAAUAUUAAAAUAUAAUAUAUAAACAUAUCACAACAAGUAAUAAAAUGUGUGUUUGGAGGAUUAAAUGUUUCUUGGCAAUUAAUCUUAUACUAUUGGAAAACAAUCAGUGUUCUUAUAAAUGAGGCUCCAUUUAAAGUGAAAUUAACACAGGAUUUCCAUCAGUAUAAGAUUUAUAGCCAAGAAGCAUUUAUACAACAAAGAAAUAACAGAUAUAACAAUCUACCAAGCACAUACUUCCUUACUUUUUGUUAGAUAUUUAUAUAUGAGCAAGUCUUUGGAAGAACUUUAGUAAAGAGAGUAUAAGAGAGAGAGAGAGAGUCAGUUGUGCAGCUGUUUACUAUCAUUUUUUGGCGCUGGCAAGUUUAAUCAUUACAAAAUGUUAACUUUACAAAAUAUUAACCGCUUUCCUGGAAAAAUCCUUGUUAAGUACGACUAAGACAGAUGGAUUUGGAUUUGUUUUAUGGCAGGUGAUUAUUGCUUUUUUCAGUUCUGAACGUUUUGAAGUAAAUCUGUUAAACUAUUAAUCAGAAUUGAAUGGCAUUAAGAAACAAAACAAAAGCAAACAAUAAAAUAAUAAUAAAUAUAAUAUCAGACCCAUUAAAAGCAGAAUGUCAUAUGUUUAGCUUUGUAUCACUGUUUUGUGUGUUUUUUAUAACAAUCAUUUAUUUGUGUUAGAACUGAUUUCUUUGUACUACAUCCAGAACUAAAUUGACUUAUGUUUAUUAGUACCACUAAAUUUAUAUAAAUAUAUAUUUUUCCAAGACAAAUGUAUUUUUCCAGAGUCAAAUGUAUGAAUUGAGGAAUUCAUGAUCUUAUCAGUGAUAUUAUAAUUUUUUUUUUUCCUUUCUGAAAUGAAACAUAACCUGACCUCACAGCAGAUAGUAGACAUGUUACACGCACAAACACUCCCGUGCCCAGAAUUAUACACUGCUCCAUCUCUAUAGGGUGAAAUAAAUACUGUGCCUGCUUGGUUCUCUGUGAGAAGGACUUCAACAGUAUUAUUUAUUAAUUGUGUUUGUGUAAUUGACCUGGUACAAUCAGUUAUUAACUGUGACGGAUAGAUGGAAUCAGAAGCUGCAUGUUGGUGAUUCUGUAAAUGCAGUGAAACAAACAUCGAACAGCAGACGAGUGUGCCAGCUCCUGUUUUUUAAAAAUGCACUCCUAAUGUUCUAGAUAUAAUAAAGACGGAACAGAAUUAACUAAAUAAAGCGUUUCUGUUUCAUUGA